UCGAGCCUCCAGCGACUUUUACAGGGAUUCGCAAGGACGUUCAUUGCCUUCUGGCGUCUCAUUUUGCUUUUAUUUCUCGAUCUCUUUCGUGAUUUUGACGCGUCAGAAGGAAGGACAGCCGGCGAACAGCCUUCAGAAUGUUCUGAUCUUUGUUCCUUAUCUACUAGCGACCUUAUGAGAACUGUUGUCCUUGAAGGAUCUUUGGAAGUGAUUCUCGAGAAAGGUGAAGCAUCAUUAGUCGUUCGACGUUCCUCCGAGCUACUACUUCGGGUGUUCUUUCGUCUAUUAAAUCGGAGAUGUUGAGUGAUUCUCGAUCCGUGAUCUUCCAUAAAAAAAAUUUCCUCCUCUCUUAGAUGAGAUUCGAGGUUGAGAAAAGAUCUGGUGUCCAUUCUAAUGAAGAAAUUUGCAAUUUUAUACCUUACGCU
Molecule: messenger RNA, 425 nt
Organism: Heterotrigona itama
Lineage: Eukaryota; Metazoa; Arthropoda; Insecta; Hymenoptera; Apidae
Source: the annotation of a GenBank genome assembly